Molecule: messenger RNA, 741 nt
Organism: Trypanosoma grayi
Lineage: Eukaryota; Euglenozoa; Kinetoplastea; Trypanosomatida; Trypanosomatidae
Product: cyclophilin
Exons: 1
Coding region: 1-741 (246 amino acids)
Biological process (GO): protein peptidyl-prolyl isomerization
Molecular function (GO): peptidyl-prolyl cis-trans isomerase activity
Source: RefSeq, a predicted model, not a curated record
AUGCCAUCAAAGAAACCGGACGCCUUUUCGCAGUCGCGAAGAGACAGGGGGGAGGCAAACAAUUUGCGCACCGACACUGAUGACGAGUGCUUGGUAGCGAAUAAACGUUAUCAGGAUGUGGAAGAGCGACGAUUAAAGGAGUGGGAAAAUUACCAACGGAGCCAUCGCUCCACGGAGGAGCAGCAGUCAUCUCGGGCCUUUCUAGAUGUGUCAAUUGGUGACGUUCUUGCUGGGCGGCUAGUGCUGGAGCUGUUUGAAGAUACAGUUCCAAAUACCGUGAACAAUUUCAGGGCCCUUAUUACGGGGUCAUGCGGAAUAGACCCCCUUACUAACGUUAAGCUGGACUACCUUGACACCCCAGUCCACCACGUGGACCACGCCAACAAGAUUGUGGUUCUAGGUGAGCUAGAUUCGUUUAACAUUUCUUCUACUGGAAAACCAGUAGAAGAUGAGGGUUACCGCCAGCGACACUCGGAGCGAGGCCUGCUCACCAUGAUUUCCAACGGGCCACAUACAAGUGGAUCUAUCUUUGGCAUUACACUCGGGCCGUCGCCGUCGCUCGAUUUCAAGCAAGUUGUGUUUGGAAGGGCUGUUGAUGAUCUCACGCUACUGGACAAAUUAGAGACCCUUCCUCUCGAUAGUGUUGGCCGCCCACUCGUGCCAGCUGUAGUCACCUUCUGCGGCGUUUUGACAGGGCUGAAGCCUACAGGGACGUGGCCUCCUGUCAGGGUGCAAAGCUAA